Acanthosepion pharaonis is the source of this 1956-nucleotide messenger RNA. The record is from the annotation of a GenBank genome assembly. Lineage: Eukaryota; Metazoa; Mollusca; Cephalopoda; Sepiida; Sepiidae.
AUGCUUAUUUCUCAUUCUUAUCUCUUUCUAUUAUACCAUAUUGCAUGUAAUAUAUUUCGAACCCUACCACCAAAUGAUAACCCUGACUUUGAUCCAGAAGAAGAUGACCCAACACUAGAGGCAUCAUGGCCCCAUUUACAGAUUGUCUAUGAAUUUUUCUUAAGGUUUUUAGAAUCUCCUGACUUCCAACCAACUUCAGCUAAAAGAUACAUUGAUCAAAAAUUUGUACUUCAGUUAUUGGAGUUAUUUGACAGUGAGGAUCCUCGGGAGCGAGAUUUUCUAAAGACACUAUUUCCUUUUUUUCUUUUCUUUUUUUCUUUCUUUUCCUUCCUUCCCUUUUUUCUUCCUUUUUUCUUUUCCUUCCUCUUUUCCUUCCUUUUUUCUUCUUUUCCUUCCUUUUUUCUUCUUUUCCUUCCUUUUUUCUUCUUUUCCUUCCUUUUUUUUUCUCUUUUUUCUUUCCUUUUUCUUUCUUUUUUCUUUCUCUUUUCUGUCUUUUCUUUCUUUUUUUCUUUCUUUUUUUCUUUCUUUUCUUUCUCUUUUCCUUCUUUCUCUUUUCCUUCUUUCUCUUUUCCUUCUUUCUCUUUCCUUUUUCUUUUUCUUUUCUUUUCUUUUUCUUUUCCUUUCUCUUUCUUUCUUUUCUUUCUUUCCUUUUCUUUUCUUUCCUUUCUCUUUUCUUUCCUUUCUCUUUUCUUUCCUUUCUCUUUCUUUCCUUUCUCUUUCUUUCCUUUCUCUUUCCUUUCCUUUUCUCUUUUCUUUCCUUUCUCUUUUUUCCUUUCUCUUUCCUUUCCUUUCUUUCCUUUUCUUUCCUUUCUCUUUUCUUUCCUUUCUCUUUUCUUUCCUUUCUCUUUUCUUUCCUUUCUCUUUUCUUUCCUUUCUCUUUUCUUUCCUUUCUCUUUUCUUUCCUUUCUCUUUUCUUUCCUUUCUCUUUUCUUUCCUUUCUCUUUCCUUUCCUUUCUCUUUCCUUUUCUCUUUUUCUUUUUCUCUUUUCUUUCCUUUCUCUUUUCCUUUCUCUUUCUCUUUUUCCCUUUCUCUUUCUCUUUUUUCUCUUUCUCUUUUCUUUCUCUUUUCUUUCUCUUUUUUCUCUUUUCUUUUCUUUCUCUUUUCUUUCCUUUCUCUUUCCUUUCUCUUUUUCUCUUUUCUUUUCUUUCUCUUUUCUUUCUUUUUCUCCUCUCUUUUUCUUUCUUUUUCUCCUCUCUUUUUCUUUCUUUUCUCUUUUUCCCAAUUCUGAAUAAGUUCAUCUAUGAAACAGAACAAUUCAAUGGAGUUGGUGAAUUGUUAGAGAUUUUAGGCAGCAUCAUCAAUGGUUUUGCUCUCCCACUGAAACAAGAACACAAACAAUUUUUAAUCAAGGUUCUCAUCCCAUUGCAUAAAGCACGCAGUUUGAGUUUGUAUCAUGCUCAACUUGCAUAUUGUGUGGUACAGUUUUUAGAAAAGGAUGCAUCAUUAACUGAGGAAGCUGUGAAAGGACUUUUAAAAUUCUGGCCUAAGCAAUGUAGUCAAAAAGAGGUGAUGUUCCUGGGUGAGAUUGAAGAAAUUCUUGAUGUGAUAGAGCCUGCCCACUUCCAAAAGAUUAUGGAUCCACUGUUUAGACAAAUAGCCCGUUGUGUCUCAAGUCCCCACUUCCAGGUUGCUGAAAGGGCUCUUUAUUAUUGGAACAAUGAGUAUAUCAUGAGUCUGAUUGAAGAGAACUCUAAUGUGAUAAUGCCCAUCAUGUUCUCAGCCCUUUAUAAGAUUUCAAAGGAUCACUGGAAUAAAACUAUAGUUGCUCUGGUAUACAAUGUGCUCAAAACAUUCAUGGAGAUGAAUGGCAAACUUUUUGAUGAACUUUCAGCAAAUUACAAAGCAGAAAGGCAAAGAGAGAAGAAAAGAGAAAAGGACCGAGAAGAAUUGUGGAGGAAGUUGGAAAAAUUGGAGGUUAACAACAAGACAAAAUUUAUCAACAAAACACCAUCUUAA